AUGCUUUGCUCGGAAUCAGAAUUGUGGUGGCACCUCGACGAUUGUCACUGCACAAGCAAGCCCACCCCAAGAAAGCGCCAGCGUGAUUUCGGAGAUGAAGGGGAUGAACGAGCAGAAAUACCAAAUGCGGCCAAAAAGAAACGGCCUCGGGUGCAGGGACGACCAAAAAACGAGGACUUUGGUUCUAAAUUUACGAAUCUGUCAGCAAUAAAUUUUGAGCCCGGCACCAUUGACGUUAUUGAUAUGGCAGCGGCGUCUCACAGUUCUUCACCAUACUACACCACCUCAUGCAACAGCAUCUGGGACGGGUCCGAUUAUGACAGCGAUGGCCUCAGCAAUGAUACUUCGCUAUCAGACAACAUUUCUGAACCACUUUCCAACCCUGGAGAUGAAGGCCAGUCUCUAUGGGAAACUCCGUUAGAAGCCACUAGCGAUACAAACGAAGCCGCUCAUUCUGGACCCGUUUUGGCGCAUGGGUGUACUCUGCCCAGCUGCGACACUGCUCUUUGCGUACCUGAUGAGAUAAUGGAACUGAUUGAUCCUCGCCUUCGAGAUUCUCCUCCUUCGUCUGUAUCCGGCCUAUCAUCAAUCGCCAACUCGCCUGAGGGAUAUAUACUAGAAAACCACGAGAGCACAACUACACAGUCUCUUUACAGAAGUCAAGCAUUGAAAACCCAGCCAGUUGCAAUUAACGCCAAAGAAGGAGUAUGGGAGGUUGAAGCGCUGCUUGCUAAGUCGAAAGAACGCAACACGAUUUGGUAUCUUGUGAAGUGGAAAGGCUACACGGAUGAGGACAAUACAUGGCAGAAACGGAAUGACAUAAGCUCAGAUCUUGUUGAAAGCUUUGAUGAAACUUAUAAGGGAAAUUGUUUGGAGACCAAGCUUGGAAUAGCAGUCGACCCGUUAGAAAUUCGUCUCAUUACCCACGAACAGGAUCCUUAUUCUUGGCAAUAUCUGCCAGCAGCAUCACACCUGUUCCAAAAAAACCUGAGUAAUCAUUCAAUCGGAGCUUAUAUGGAGUUAUAUCGAGAAAUUGGUAGUUCGUUUGAAGCUGUAGCAAAAGAACAUAUGUUUUUAACUCGACCAGCAGCAUUUACGGACAAAAUCACACAAUUAGAAGCAGAAAAUUUGAGAUUGGUAAUUGAACUGAACAAGUGCAAGAAUACUGCUGCGAUAGAGUUAACGAAGAAGCAAGAAGCUGAAGAGGUUGCAAAACAGGCUAAGACGAUGUUACACACAGUAGACUUAGAGAACCAGUGUCUGAAAAAAGAUAAUCAGAAGUGGAUUAGUGUGGCAGAAGAUUUUUAG
Molecule: messenger RNA, 1308 nt
Organism: Pseudogymnoascus destructans
Lineage: Eukaryota; Fungi; Ascomycota; Leotiomycetes; Thelebolales; Thelebolaceae
Exons: 3
Coding region: 1-1308 (435 amino acids)
Source: RefSeq, a predicted model, not a curated record